CCAUAAAAAAUAUUAACCCUUCAUUUAUUUUACCUUUAAAAUGCCAAAAAAGGGGGGGGGGGGGGGGGGGGGGGGGGGGGGGGGGAAAUAGCGGGCGGGAUCCACACAAGCACUUGCUUUGCUGUACUGUGGAGCGUGUAGCAGGCAAUAAUUCCCUUGCUUCAUAAGCCAUUUUGAUUUGUAAUUUGUUGUAAAAAUUAUCAUAAUUCAGGUUUCAUUUCACGUCCGCCUCUCUUUCCUCGCGUUUCCGUCCCUCCUUUUUCCCUUUCCUCUCUACAGCCCCAGCGCUUCUGCUAGGGUUCAGUGGUCGCCGUCGCGCCCCCCGCCGAUCUGCCGCGACACCAGUCUCCAGUCUUCCCCGAUUCUGUAAGUAACAGUCUGCUAGUCUCGAUUGUCACCGUGGUUUCCGAUUCACUAGGUUUGUUUUAGGGGAGUGGGGCAGCUUGAUCUCGAGUGCUUGGCCCUUUUGGGUUUGUCCUGCUAUCCGAUGCGGCAGUAGAGUGCUCAGUUUUUUUGUUGGACUGCCCAUUGGGAUGUUCCUCUCGUUUUAAUUGUUCCCAAGCUUGAUCGAAUUUCAUCCUGCUUCCGAGUCCCUUUCUCUUGUCCCCAUUCCGCAAUCUGAAUGCUUUGUGUGGGAAGAUUAGCUUUUGGGGUUUUACCUGCUGUGAUAAUUUUGCACUGGAGAUGAAUUAGUCGGGUGAAGUGGUGAUUUGUUUGAGUUACAAUCUAGUUCUCUUUAGCUCUGCUGGGCAGGAAUACGACAGCGAAGCAGGGUUUUUGAAAUUUCGAUGUGUUUGUGUGUGUGGAGUUUGACUUUGCGAUGUUGGACUGUGUCAGUUGAUUUUGAGUGGUUUGAGAUAUAGCUUUGCCCACUAGGAGAUAGAUUCUCUUCCAGGUGUUCUGAAAUCAUUGCCAAGUCAAAGUAGAGCUUUUGAGUAAAAAAGGGGAUGUCUGUGUUGUGUUCUUCAUUUAUGAUACGGCUCCUUGGACAUACGUUGGAUAAAGUAAAUUUGAUGUUUUCUCCUCCCGUUUCCUUUACCGUGUGUGUAGAUGUAAUUGAUCUUCCAUGUCAACUUCUGUAUUAUUGUCAACCAUUCGGUCAUUUACCCCUCCAUUUGAUGUUACAUAUGCUUACUAAAAGAUGAUGGGGUGAGCCGUAGAGCAUGGAAAGAAUAAUAAUGUCAUGGAAACUUCUUUCCUGUGCUACUUUUCUUCUCUAGAUGGCGCUUUGUGCUAUUAACCUGCACUUCUGCCUUGAGGUUAUAUGAGUCAUCAGUUUUGAAUUUUUUUUUGUUUUUUUUUUUUUGUAGAGAUACAUCAUGGCUAUGGAGGUGACACAGCUACUUUUGAACGCACAAUCGAUAGAUGGUAGUGUGCGGAAGCAAGCUGAAGACAGCUUGAAGCAGUUCCAAGAGCACAAUCUCCCCGCCUUCUUGUUUUCUCUUUCCGGUGAGCUGGCCAAUGAAGAUAAACCUGCUGAUAGCCGGAAGUUAGCUGGGUUGAUACUAAAAAAUGCCCUGGAUGCUAAGGAGCAACAUAGGAAGUUUGAGCUUGUUCAGAGAUGGUUGAUGUUGGAUGCUACAGUAAAGAGUCAGAUAAAAGCAGGCUUGUUAAAGACGCUUUCUUCUCCUGUACCUGACGCUCGUUCAACUGCGGCCCAAGUAAUUGCCAAAGUUGCUGGAAUUGAGCUCCCCCAGAAGCAGUGGUCGGAGCUAAUUGGAUCACUUUUGUCCAAUGUUCAUCAGCUACCUCCUCAUGUCAAACAAUCUACACUGGAGACUCUUGGUUACUUGUGCGAGGAAGUCUCUCCUGAUGCUGUUGAGCAGGAUCAUGUUAACAAAAUCUUGACUGUUGUAGUUCAAGGUAUGAGCUCUUCAGAAGGAAACAAUGAUGUGAGACUAGCUGCCAUCCGGGCAUUAUACAACGCCUUAGGCUUUGCUCAAGCGAAUUUUAGCAAUGACAUGGAGCGUGAUUAUAUCAUGAGAGUUGUCUGUGAGGCUGCUCUAUCGAAAGAAGAGAAGAACCGUCAGGCAGCCUUUGAAUGCCUGGUCUCAAUUGCGUCAAUGUACUAUGAGAAGUUAACUCCGUAUAUGAAUGACAUUUUCACCAUCACAGCAAAAGCUGUGAGGGAAGAUGUAGAGUCUGUAGCUCUUCAAGCAAUUGAAUUCUGGAGUUCAAUUUGUGAUGAGGAGAUAGACAUCCUAGAAGAGUAUGGCGGUGAUUUUACUGGGGACUCAGAUGUACAAUGCUCCUAUUUUGUCAAGCAGGCACUCAAUGUUCUUGUACCAAUUUUGCUGGAGACACUAUUAAAGCAAGAGGAGGAUCAGGAUCAGGAUGAAGGGGCUUGGAAUAUUGCAAUGGCUGGUGGAACAUGCCUUGGGCUUGUUGCCCGCGCUGUUGGAGAUGAUAUUGUACCCCUUGUUAUGCCAUUCAUUGAAGAGAAUAUAACAAAACCUGAUUGGAGACAGAGAGAGGCAGCUACUUAUGCUUUUGGCUCAAUUUUGGAGGGUCCUUCUCCUGACAAGUUGACACCUAUUGUCAAUGUUGCUUUGAACUUCAUGUUAUCAGCGCUGACGAAGGAUCCAAAUACUCAUGUGAAAGAUACCACUGCUUGGACUCUUGGUCGUAUUUUUGAGUUUCUCCAUGGUUCAACAAUGGAUGCGCCUAUCAUUACGCCGGGAAAUUGCCAGCAAAUUGUGACUGUUCUACUUCAAAGUAUGACAGACGUGCCAAAUGUAGCCGGGAAGGCCUGUGGGGCACUCUACUUCUUAGCUCAGGGUUAUGAGGACGUGGGUCCAUCAUCUCCUUUGACUCCCUACUUUCAGGAAAUUGUUCAGGCCCUUCUCACGGCCACUCACCGUGAAGAUGCAGGCGAAUGUCGGUUAAGGACUGCUGCCUAUGAAACACUGAACGAGGUGGUUAGGUGUUCAACAGACGAAACGGCAACUCUGGUGUUGCAACUAGUUCCUGUAAUAAUGCUGGAGCUUCACAAUACACUCGAGGGUCAGAAGCUCUCAUCUGAUGAGAGGGAGAAGCAAGGUGAAUUGCAAGGUCUUCUUUGUGGAUGUUUGCAGGUCAUCAUCCAAAAGCUAGGCGCUUCCGAACAGACAAAGUAUGGGUUUAUGCAGUUUGCUGACCAAAUAAUGGGUCUCUUCCUUAGGGUGUUUGCUUGCAAAAGUGCGACAGUGCACGAGGAGGCCAUGCUUGCUAUUGGAUCCCUUGCCUAUGCAUGUGGUCCAGAAUUUGCAAAGUACAUGCCCGAAUUUUACAAGUAUUUGGAGAUGGGUCUUCAGAACUUUGAAGAGUACCAGGUGUGCUCUGUCACAGUUGGAGUGGUGGGCGAUAUCUGCAGGGCAUUGGAAAACAAAGUUCUACCUUACUGUGAUGGGAUCAUGACACAGCUUCUGAAGGAUUUAUCGAGCAAUCAGUUGCAUCGAUCUGUUAAGCCACCUAUAUUCUCCUGCCUUGGUGACAUUGCACUAGCAACAGGCCAAGAUUUUGAAAAGUAUCUGAUGUAUGCCAUGCCAAUGCUCCAAAGUGCUGCAGAAUUGUCUGCCCACACUGCUGGUGCUGAUGAUGAGAUGAUUGAUUACACAAACUCUCUUAGAAACGGAAUAUUGGAGGCUUAUUCUGGAAUUCUUCAAGGAUUUAAGAACUCGACUAAGAUCCAACUGUUGAUUCCUUAUGCACCACACAUCCUCCAAUUCUUGGAUAGUAUUUACAUGGAAAAGGAUAUGGAUGAUUUGGUUAUGAGAACAGCUAUUGGUGUACUCGGAGACUUGGCAGACACAUUGGGAAGUAAUGCAGGAACUAUGAUACAGAAUUCUCUUUCUAGUAGAGAUUUUUUAAAUGAAUGUUUGUCUUCAGAAGACGGUUCAAUUAAGGAAUCUGCCGAAUGGACCAAGUUGGCCAUCACCCGUGCGAUUUCUGCUUGAGGUUAUUGUGCUGCUUUGGCACGUUGUUUCUUUGGUUUUAGAGUCCUGCAUGCAUCUUGAGAGUCAGGUCCGGGGUUGCAUUUCGCGUCAGGUCAUCAUCUGCAAUUUUCUGAUAACAGAGGGUCUUCAGUCAGUCACUAACUCUUGAAUCAGCACCAUGGGGUUGAUUGAGUCUCUUGAGGUCUCGGAGGGGGCUUUGGAUUGGAUUGUCAGUCGCUAUGAAGAUGGGGGUUCAAAGUCGUCGUAAUCAAUUGAAAGCGGGUGUCAAGAAGUGUCUUCAUCAUAAUGCAUCGAGUCGGGUACACAAGUCAGGAGUUGGUUGAUAGAGACACAAGUCAAGUCAGGCAGCCGAAUUGUCGGUUAAUUGGCGGGUGUAGGUCGGUCGGUCAGGUCAGUCCUUACAAGGUGCUAGAGCUGUUGGUCACUGUAUUACUACCUGUAAGGUCACCCCCCUUAGGUCAGGUCGAUGGCUGGCUGCAUUGGGGUAGUUCAAAGUUUUGUGGCUUACUUGAAGACCUCCUGGGGCCAAACAUGCAUGCAGAAGAUCCAGAUUCUGUUGCUCAGUUUCCUUUUCUUUUUUUCCUGGGGGAUUCACAUUUUUCAUUCCUCUUUUUGUUUCGUAUCCCCAUUUUCCUGUAUCUGUCAUCAUUUAUGUCUAUUACUAUUGUCAUGGUCAGGUUGUACUUAGAAGAAGGCACUUUUUUUUUACAUCUUUUUAUGAGGUUGGGAGGAGGUCUUCUUGUCCUCAACGGUUAUUAUUGAGGGGGAAAUUGCAUCUUGCAUUGCAUUAUUCAUUUUUGCUUGUUUGUUGUCUUUGUUACAGGUCUGAAAGUCGAAAAAAUGAUUACAUAUGUCUUUUGCAUUCGUUGAAUGAUACAGAAAGUGUUGGUUCCAAAUUACCUUCAUCUUGAUUUACAUACUUUGUUUGCAAGAUAGCAGCUGUUAGCACGAAACUGCAAAAAGGUCUUUGUAAUUUCAUGUAUUUUCUUUGGAUCAAACUCGCGAAAAAUCAGAAGAGUAUUGUUUUGAACCAACGUAAGUAUAUUCUAGAUAUUCUUCGACGACGCAAGAGUCGUGUUGUAGGAUAUCCCUCCCACCUUUUCCAUCGAGCAGAAUCAUCACAUGACCACCUUCGAGGGACCAUUGGCACCCUCUUCUAAGCCAGGCUCUUUAUCGGCGCUUAAACAAUCGUCUUCUUUCUCUUAACGAAGACUCACCCUGACAUUACUUGUUCGUUCUAACAUUAUCACCAACUUUAAACAAACCCGAGACAUAAUAAGUGCACCUAUUUAGUUUUUUAUGUUCUAUGAACCCAACAUUACAUAAUUAUUACUCAACUUUCCUUAAAAGGACAUUUUGUCUGAGUUCAUGGCAAUGAAGGAAAUACUUAACAAAUAAAUCCAACUAAUUCAUUGGUCGUCUAUCCACACAUCUUCAUUUGCAAUAAACUAUCAUGGAUUUGCUCUGAUAAUUAAUAAUCAAUCUUUCUUGGUCUAACUCUGAGAUUUCUUGUGCAGGCCACUUGCAUCUCUGCAACCCAUUAAUGGCCAUCUCUAUCCAAUUUUGGUAGUUUGCUCUGCUCUCAAGUGCUGUUUGGUACCACGGAUGAAAAGCAAGAAAGAAAGAAAGAAAGGGAGAGAAAAUGUGCACUUUCUCGGGAAAAUAUGGGUGGGAAAAUCAGGACCCCCACCACUUUCUGAAUAACCAUGAUAUAUGUUGAAUGAUCGACUGCUGCAUAACACGUAUCGAGUUUGUAUGGUCAAAUUCCCCAUUCGAGUUCUCCUUUGUUGAUUGCCUUCCCUUCCUUUGUGUGCUUCGUCACUUCUGAAUUUCAUGGGUUGAAAAGUAACUAACUCUAGGCCAUUUAGGUGUAUAGUGCAAUUUCUAUUCUUCUCAUGUGGGUUUUUAGCAAAGAGUAUUUUUCAUCAUCUCCAGUAUUCCACUCAUAUAUCAUGCCAACUGUAGUCUAUAGAUGAUGGACAAAGUUGCACUACUAAAGUUGCCGGAUGAAAUCUAUAGAUGUCAACAAUCUUUAACUCACGUUCAUCGUCUCAAGUUUGGAGUGGUUCGUAUAGGAUUCGAUGCAUUAAGUCAUAUGUUAUGAUUUCUGCCCGGGAUUUAUUAACAGUCGUUGGUCGUUCUGUUCGUAAACUGGUCGGUAUGUUUUAGAACGAGCAGUAUAUAAGGAGGUAGAUCUAUUUCAUAGGAAGACAGAUUGCCUCGCGAGUGGAUAGAUCAACCUUAUAUCCAUAUAUAGGUCUCUAUAUACCUAAUAGCUGCAUCACAAUCCCAGAACAUAGGGUUAUUGCACUUGUUAAGUCGAUGAUUUUAUAAUAAAGGUUGAGUGCAUGAUGAAAUUGAUGAUCAGACUAAACUGGUAUGAACUAAUAUGAAGAAGACGUGACAGUGAGCAAUCAAAUUGUCAUCUUUAUUUUGAAUCGAUCCCAUUUUAUCUUAAACCGCGUGCUAAGAUAAGUGACGUCUUGGUAAACUUCUCAUGUUGAAAAUUGAAAUCCUAUAGGAAAGAGAUAAGAUGGAGUGAUAUGAUAUGGGAAAAGAAGAGAGAGAGAGAGAGAGAGAGGGGAUGAAUGCAUGAUACAUCAAGUAGGCUAUUGUCAUUUGUCAACCAAACAACAACUAUAGCAGCAACAGUGGCACCCAAAAAGGUGAAGAAUAUAAGUGGGUGGAGAAGAGGAGGGCAAAACAGCAACAACUACAAAGAGAGGAAACAGCUGCCCACCCUCCAAAGUUGAAGCCAUGCAAAUCAUGGGAUAUCAUUGUGUUCACUUCUUGCUUGUUUUGGAUGUAUACAUAGUUGACUUUAGGGCAUACAGCAGCAACUUUUCUUGGCCCUAAAAGUGGCUCUUAGAGGGAAGAAAACCGUAGUUAUUAUGCCCAUUUCAUCAUCAUUCUCUGUAGCUAUUUGCAGCGAGUGGGUGCACUCAGUAAAUCUAAAUAUUGAAU
Molecule: messenger RNA, 6899 nt
Organism: Linum trigynum
Lineage: Eukaryota; Viridiplantae; Streptophyta; Magnoliopsida; Malpighiales; Linaceae
Source: the annotation of a GenBank genome assembly